Messenger RNA from Wallemia mellicola CBS 633.66, 2171 nucleotides. RefSeq lists its product as hypothetical. Gene Ontology annotation, biological process: mitotic spindle midzone assembly; microtubule cytoskeleton organization. Gene Ontology annotation, cellular component: mitotic spindle midzone; cytoplasm; spindle. The coding region runs from base 548 to 2008 and encodes 486 amino acids. NCBI's taxonomy places the organism in Eukaryota, Fungi, Basidiomycota, Wallemiomycetes, Wallemiales, Wallemiaceae. The transcript is spliced from 4 exons. The record is from RefSeq and is a predicted model, not a curated record. Gene Ontology annotation, molecular function: microtubule binding.
GGAAAACGAUAAGGGUGAAGAAAUAGAUGCUGCACCACCUUCAUUUGAACCAUUCAUUAAUGCUUUAUUAGAACCAGCUGCGAAAGUGCUGACUGAGUUACACGAAAGGAUCGGUAACGCGCCUGAGAGCACACCGAAGGACCUCUCAGAUGCUCGUCUUCACAUUCAAGCACUCACUCAAAAACUCGUUGACCAAGCUAGAGAAGCAGCCAAGGAUGUCGUCAGCAGGAGGCAGAGAGACGCAGCCGAAUUAAGCAAGGAGUGCAACGAUCUCGUUAGCGAUGUAGACGAUCUUCGUCUGGCGCUAGGUGAAGAUGGAAAACGCAAGACACGCUUCAAGGCCGGUGAUCUACCGGAGUCGUUAACAGCCAGGAGAGAUAGAUUAAAGGAAGAAUUCCACACUUAUACAGCCACAUACGAUCAAAGAAUUAUUAAAUUAGAUGGUUUACUCGACAGACUUCGCAAAUUACAUGCAGUUUUGGGUGAUAAAUUGGUAACUCUUCCACCAGAGUCAGAAGACAAGUUCAAGGAUGUCACUUCGUUUAGUAUGCGUACUAUGGAACAGAAUAUACAACGCGCAGAAGGUGAGCUUGCGAGGAGGAAAGAUGCCUUCAAGACAAGCUUAAUCGGAUUAAGCAACUCUCUUAUAGAAAUAGUAGAGCCCCUCCCUGAAGCUUCAAACAGUGAAGACGAAGCUAUAGUAGCUUUCGAGGAGUCUUUCUAUCCUCAGUUACCAAAAUUGAUAGAAACUGAGGAUGAGAAUAUUAUAGACAUUCUUGUUGAGACACUUAAUCCAACUGACAGUCUUCUUGAACACACGGAAUCUUUACGAGCCGGCCUUGAAGAUGAGAAGAUUCGUAGAGAAGAGGAGAUUCAGACUGUCUAUGACCAGCUCAAUCCACUCUGGGAUAAAUUAGAUGUAGAUGAAUCACAAAGGGAGCAAUUUAUUAAUACCAACAUGGGAAGUACACUCGGCGUUAUUGAAGCCUAUCAUCAGGAAUUGGAUAGAAUGUUAGAGCUGAAACGCGAAAAUAUGGCAUUAUUUGUACAGCGUAUACGUGGAGACAUCGAGAAACUAUGGGAUUAUAUGCAGGUUGGAUCAAAUGAGCGAUCCCAAUUCACUGCUUUUACAGAUGACUCAUUCAACGAUGAAUGCCUUGCUGAACAUGAAAACAUACUUGCUGUAUUACAAGAAGAGAAGAACACGAAAGGAAAGAUACUCACGAAGGUGCAUCUAUACAAUCAGAUCGUAUCCGAGGAGAUACAAUUACAGGAAAGUGCAAAUGAUGCAUCACGGCUGUUAGGUCGCGGACCGAGAGACCCAGGUCGUCUUAUCCGUGAAGAAAAGAUGCGCAAGAGGGUAGCCAAGAAAUCUCAAAUUGAGGCAGACCUCCUGGAAAUGCUCGAAAGCUGGGAAAAUGAGAACGCUAGGAUGUUCCUCAUAAACGACGAGCACUUUGCAGAGACUCUCAAGCAGCGUAUAGCAAGUAAAGCCCAAGAGAAGGAGAACAAGCGUAAGGGUAAGGGUGGAGGACCACCACCAGUAACCCGCAAAGCGUCAAAUUCAUCCCUGAAUGGUUCCACAAACUCGACAACAACGACGAACAAGAGAAAACCACUUCACGCACCACAGGAGAGCAUAACUCCAGCGCCAUCUGCAAAACGCAUGCGAGUAGGUUCAGCUGAAAGUAACAAGGGCGUUGUGAAUAGUAUAACGAAGUCUACACAUUCCCACAAUUCAGCUAUAAAGCCAAAAAGAAUGGUAAAUAAGCAAGCACCACCGCGGUACCCAAUAGCACUCUCCUCUGUGGCAGAAUCACCGGCUAAUGGCCAUGAUCCAUUCGGAAAGCCAGCGCAGGCGCAGGCGAGAUCAAAAACUAUGCCUAGUAAAAAAUCCAGAAGGAGUAGUUUCAAACCAGAGACGCGCGUCGCGAGUGUGUCGAGCGUGAUAGACCACCAAUACGCAGAAUUGGAAGCGAUAGCGGCUGGAGAAGAAGAAGAUUGGUGAAUAAAUUUUUAGUAAAUUGUUGUAAUAUUUGUAUAUUUGAUAAUUGGAGUGAAACUAAGAUUGCCACGAUGUGACUAAGCUAUAGAGUAGUGAAUAUUGAGAGAUGUAUAUCUAGGAUGAUAGAUAUAAGAUGGUUAUUAAAUAAAAAGAAUAUAAAAAUUUA